Molecule: messenger RNA, 1171 nt
Organism: Oryzias latipes (Japanese medaka)
Lineage: Eukaryota; Metazoa; Chordata; Actinopteri; Beloniformes; Adrianichthyidae
Source: RefSeq, a predicted model, not a curated record
UCUAGAUGGAGCUGGCCUCUGUGGUCUUGGGGGUUCUGAAGUUUCCCCAAACCCACACUGCAGCUCACUUGGCUGAGGCCAAAAAUCUUCUCAUGGAAGAAUGGGGAAUUAAAGGGAAGGUGACAGGCCUGGUUACAGACUGUGCUCCCAACAUGGUUGCAUGUGCUAAUAUAUUACUGCUUCGGCACAUAAUGUGUUUUGCACAUAUGCUUAAUUUGGUGGUGAAAAAGUCCCUUGCCCAAACCCCUGAACUAGAGGAUAUCCGAAGUAAGGGGCGUAGGAUUGUCGGUCUUUUUAAAUCCAGCACCACAGCGAAGGAGAAGCUGUCAGAGAUGCAGCGACAGCUGGCCAGGCCAGAGCACAAAUUAAUACAAGAGGUGGAAACAAGAUGGAACAGCACAUUUAAUAUGUUGGAAAGGUUGUUUAAGGAGAGAGAGCCACUGGGGGCAGCUCUGGCCACCCUCCAUACAGACCUUCCUCCACUCACCUCAGAGGACUACCAGGCCAUACACCACUGCUUGAGCAUUCUUUCACCGUUUCAAGAGGCCACAGUUGAGCUUUCGACAAAAAACGAGUGUCAGCAUCCAAAGUCAUUCCCAUGGUCAAAAUGCUGAAACAUUACAUCUCAAGCAGGUGUGGUCAGAUCACACACCCACUUGGUGAAAAACUGGCCACUAACUUGAAGAACAAUCUCCAUGAGAGGUUUUCAGCUCUGGAGAAGGUCACUGCUCUGUCAAUGGCAACCUUGUUGGACCCAAGGUUUAAAGAGCUGGGGUUCUGCAGCCAAGGCUCUGCCCACACGGCCAUAGAGCGACUCACUAAAGAGUGUGCUGCAACAAUGCAGGCGCUACUUCCAGAGGCACAGCCACAGUCGCCACCUAGAGAAGGUCCUUCAAGUCAGCAGGAAGAUGGUGGUCUCUGGGCCCUGCUGGACAGGCAUGUGGGGGUUCAACAGCAGGUGACCAGCACAACUGCCAGUGCAACAGUGGAGGUUCAGAGGUACAGUAAAGAUUAGAAUCCUCAUCAUAACUUCUGCUCAUUUUAGACUGGUGCAUGACAAUAGGCUAUUAAUGUCCUUCUAGGUACUUAAAGGAACCUCACAUCCCAAGGACUCAGGACCCACUGAGAUACUGGGUUACCCACAAGGUUUUAUACCCACAUCUCUACAAGC